This is a messenger RNA of Triticum dicoccoides, 1358 nucleotides long. Its product is annotated as circumsporozoite protein-like. The coding region runs from base 1 to 495 and encodes 164 amino acids. The transcript is spliced from 6 exons. The record is from RefSeq and is a predicted model, not a curated record. Lineage: Eukaryota; Viridiplantae; Streptophyta; Magnoliopsida; Poales; Poaceae.
AUGGGGUUCAAGAUAAAAUUCAAGAACCUUCUACAGCGCGGGGCAUCCGCCGCGGGAAGCAGCGGAUACGGCGGCGGCGGCGGCGGCGCCGACGACGGAGCUACACCUACGACGCCACCACGGGUUCCACUCGCACCACCGCCCGCGUCGCCCACCUCGCCGCCCCCGCUUCAGGCGCCACGACCCCCUCCGCGUCCCGCCGGCAAGGACACGGACGAAGGACCGGACGAUGAGAAUUCGCAGGAGGUGGCAGAUGAUGAGGUCAGCAGUGUCAUGGAGCCAGAUGAGGUCUCCCACCGUGUAGCUUGGAUGGAAUCUCCAGCAGACCAGUGGCCAGGUUUGAGCAAGGAAUGCAAAACUCUAGGAUUGAGCCCGUGCUGGUCUAUAUUUUAUAUUGGUUUUUGCACCCUGCAGCCAGUGAGUAUAUGUCCUGCAAAGAUACUGAAGCUUAACUUGAUGAGAGAAAGGAAAACACUUGGGAAUUUAAAGGUUUAGAUGAUUUUUCCAUGGUUAUUCAUGGUGUUAUUGCCGAUGUAAGCUUCGCCGACUCUUUACAUUUGUUUGAGCACGAUGUAUGUGCUUUCUGUGAGAGUUAGGUAGUAAAUCAACUCCAGAUGAUGUUGCCUGCUGCUGGAUAUGCGUUGUUUGGGAGUGAGGUACUAAAAACUGCAUAUUUCCUACAUCAUAAGGAAAUCAUAAAAUAUACACGCACUUGCUCGACUAACAAAGCUUGCACCUCAGAGCAGGUCUGGUUCAUGUUUUAGGGAGGUUAAAUAAAUUUCAGUCAGCCGCAAAGUAAUUGCUAACAUUGUUGCAUUUGACCAUCAGCAGAUCAUCAUAUAUAAUUUUUAGAACUAAUUGUAUUUCUGAUUCACUGGCUUCGCUACCGUUUUAGCUUAAUGACAUCUUCCAGUUCCCAGCUAUGCGAGUCAUAAUAUAUUUGCAUAUAUUAGGUAUAACACAUGUAUUACCCUAUUUUUUUGAUACACUAUCCCACUUAUACAUGUUAGUGUUUUUUUUGUUGAAGUUCGGUCAUUAGAUUAAACAAUCUCUCUUGAUUCUGUAAGAUUCAUGGAUCGUUUUGAGCCGGUGAGCCACUUGCACUUCUUGAAUCUACUAACAAACCAGCAAAGGUGCACAUCCAUGCAAACCAGAUUGAGCAUAAGACACUGGCUGAGCUCUGUGCAAUGAGACCAUACCGGUUUUGCUUGAAGGUUUCAGAUGCACUGUCGUCAUAAAAAUAUGGUCCCUGUGGAGUCAUCGUGGUUUGUUGCCUGCAAUAGAUGUGGCAAAAAAUCUUUGCCACAUGGAGAUGGCUACUACUGCACUGCAUGUGGAUACAGAGGAAAGAAGUUUAG